GGCGGCGGGCGCGGGUGGCCGAGCGGAGCCGAGCGGAGCCGAGCCGGGCCGAGCCGGGCCGAGCCGGGCCGGGCCGGGGCCCAAGAUAGCAGGCACAAUGCGGGCAGCUGAGCAGGGGUCGGCGGGUCCCUGAGCCCCGUGCACCGGGCAGCGAGAGAAGCCCGGCGCAGAGCCCACGGCUGCCCGCCAUGGCCGGGGUCAGCUACGCGGCGCCCUGGUGGGUGAGCCUCCUGCACCGGCUGCCGCACUUCGACCUGCGGUGGGAGGCCACCAGCAGCCAGUUCCGGCCCGAGGACACCGACUACCAGCAGGCGCUGCUGCUGCUGGGGGCCGCCGCCCUGGCCUGCCUGGCCCUAGACCUCCUUUUCCUGCUCUUCUAUUCCUUCUGGCUGUGCUGCCGGCGGCGGAAGACCGAUGAACACCUGGAAGCGGACUGCUGCUGCACCGCCUGGUGCGUCAUCAUAGCCACGUUGGUCUGCAGCGCGGGCAUCGCAGUGGGAUUCUACGGCAACGGGGAGACCAGCGAUGGAGUUCAUCGAUUCACCUACUCGCUCCGACAUGCCAACCGCACAGUGGCAGGAGUCCAGGACCGUGUGUGGGACACGGCUGCGGCCCUGAACCGCACAGCAGAACCCAACCUACAGAGCCUGGAGCGGCAGCUGGCCGGGCGACAGGAGUCACUGAGGGCUGUGCAGCGGCUGCAGAGCCUGCUGGGGACACUGUUGGGCUACACUGCCGCCAUCCCCUUUUGGAGGAACCCCGGCGUAUCACUGGAGGUGCUGGCUGAACAGGUGGACCUCUAUGACUGGUACAGGUGGCUGGGGUACCUGGGCCUGCUGUUACUUGACGUUAUCAUCUGCCUCCUCGUGCUGGUGGGCCUCAUCCGCAGCUCCAAGGGUAUCUUGGUUGGGGUCUGCUUGCUGGGUGUCUUGGCCCUGGUCAUCAGCUGGGGUGCAUUGGGCUUGGAGCUGGCCGUGUCUGUGGGCUCCAGCGACUUCUGCGUGGACCCUGACACCUUUGUGACCAAGAUGGUGGAAGAGCACUCAGUACUGAGUGGGGACAUUUUGCAAUACUACUUGGCUUGCUCGCCCCGUGCCACCAACCCCUUCCAGCAGAAACUGUCGGGCAGCCACAAGGCUCUGGUGGAAAUGCAGGAUGUCGUGGCCGAGCUGCUAAGGAGUGUCCCAAGGGAGCACCCAGCCGCCAAGGAUCCCUUGCUCCGAGUCCAGGAGGUGCUAAACGGCACAGAGGUGAAUCUCCAGCACCUCACCGCCCUGGUGGACUGCCGCAGCUUGCACCUGGACUACGUGCAGGCGCUGACAGGCUUCUGCUACGAUGGUGUCGAGGGCCUCAUCUACCUGGCGCUCUUUUCCUUCGUCACAGCCCUCAUGUUCAGCUCCAUCGUCUGCAGCGUUCCACAUACCUGGCAACAGAAGAGAGGCCCAGAUGAGGAUGGAGAAGAAGAGGCUGCUCCAGGGCCACGGCAGGCGCACGACAGCCUUUACCGAGUGCACAUGCCCAGUUUGUACAGCUGCGGUAGCAGCUACGGCAGUGAGGCCAGCAUCCCAGCCGCCGCCCACACCGUCAGCAAUGCCCCGGUCACUGAGUACAUGAGCCAGAAUGCCAAUUUCCAGAAUCCCCGCUGUGAGAACACCCCCCUCAUUGGGCGCGAGUCCCCACCGCCCUCAUACACCUCCAGCAUGAGAGCCAAAUACCUCGCCACAAGCCAGCCUCGCCCCGACUCCAGCGGCAGCGGGCACUAGACUGCACACCGGCCAGCCAUCUGCCCCCACGUGCCAAUUGCCCCACCCUUCCUAUGCCAGCACUGCUGCUUCCACCCUGCCGGACCCUCUGCAAGCCGCACCGGGCCAGCCCUAGGCUCAUCUGAAGCCCCCCACUGUACCCACCCUGCAGGAGGCAUGUAGGUGCCCAGCAUGAGCUCUGGGCCAGCCUGAGAAGUGAGACUUCUGGGCACUCACCUGGACAGACACUGCCACCAGCAACCCGACCCUGCCUGCCUCCAUCUCCCCCGUCCCUCUGUCCUCUUGGGCUCUCUGAGCCCUGCUCUGUGCCAGGUGCUUCCGCCCCCACGUUCCUUCUACAGGUGGCUCUCCAUGCUGUCCCUUGCACUCUGGGAGCUCCCUUACCUCCAGCUGCACCGAACCUUUCCUGGUAUUGUCCUGGUCCCUGACCCUUCUGAGGAUCCUUUCUCCGUUCGUAGGCAGUGGAAGCCCCCGUGCCUGGUGCCCACCUCCUGGUGCCCACCUGGUGCCCACCUGCUCAUCACUGAGUGGCCCCUUCACACACUCUUGUCUUUGCAACAUCCAGCGGCUGCCUCCUUUUAGCCACCCGGCUUCCUUGGCCCUUCCUGUCAGUUCUGAGCUGCCUCCAGGGUGGGGCUCUUCCUGCACCUCCUACCCACAUGAUUCUCUCCUUCAGCACCCCACCAGCCCUCCCCGGACAGCGGGUGCCACACAGAGCCCAGGUCACUCGCUGGCCUCUCAGUGCUGGCUGCCUUCUUGGUGCCAAACCCUCUUUCCCGUUCGUCCUGAAGAGUGGCAGCUUCGUCCCCUUGGGUUCUGCACUGACCACAUUUGUCAUCUCCAGGGCAGUCUGGGACAUAGGCGAAGCAGGACACUGCCCACUUCCCUUCCUUCUCAGUUUCAUUCUUGCCCAGGACAAGCGGCAGUACCCUCUGGAGCCUUGGGGGCUGGACCUGAGAUGGCUAUGAAUGUGCCCCCAGCCUCAGAAUGCCGCUGUUGGGACUAACCACUAACCUCAGAUGCCACGGGCACUCCUGGCUGCCCCUGAGCCAGCAAGCAUGACCCUAAGUCUAGCCUGGAGCCAGGGCUAAAGUGGUCAUUUCUUUGUGGGGUGCUGCCGGGGGGGGCCAGACCCACAGGCAACUCAAAGGGCCUAGAGACCCCUCCCUAGGCAGGUGCUGCCCCAGGAGGAGCAUGUCUGGGGGCCUGGGCUGUAGUCCACGCGGCCUCAGUCCCUACCCCGGAACACGGCUCUCCUAAGGUGCUUUUGGCUUUAGUGUGUGAUGUUUGCUGUGCUUCCUGCUGUGAGGGGCCGAAUCAGCUCCCCAAUCAGGACCUGGAGCCUCUACCCUGGCCCAGCCAGCCAGUGUGAGCUCUGGCCUGUGGGAUGGGCAGCUACAGGGCUGUGGAGCAGCUUGUGCAGGUAGCCAAGACUGGGGCCCUGUGGUGGGAGGUGGUUUACAGACCUGUGGCCCUCCUAGAGCAACCUGGCAGCUACAGACCCCAGAACCCCGGGCUUCAGCUCUCCCCAGAGGGGAGAGGUUCCACAUUCCCUUCCUUCUCAACCAACAACCCCUUCCUUUGUGCUGGUGUCUGGGACCAAAAGGAGUCGGCAGAGGACUCACUGGGCCUAGGGGUCCAAGUCUGGGCGUCUGUAGCUCCUGAGCAUGACAGAACCUCAGUGGAGGGGACCCUGCCUUUGCCUCCAACUGGUCUGGUGCCGGGAACCUACAGGGCCAUGGAGGCCCAACUGCAGCCACCCUGGGUGUGUUCCUGGCCUCAGGUUCAGAGGGAGGCAUGGGGCACCCCUGCCUGGGUGCCUGGGUGUGCCCUGGGGCCUCUCAGAAGCACAAAUGCUGCCCCCUGGCCGUGAGCUGGCCACAAGGUGAAUGUAUAUAGCAUGAGAGGCGGGCACUGCCCGGAUGUGGCUGUGAACUUGUGCUGUCUUGGGAGUCCUGACCGUCGUGUGCGUGCGUGCCCCCAUCUGUGACUUUUCACUCACCGAGGCUGAAGAAAGGAAACAAGGGGAAAUAAAAGGGGGUUCCUACCCUGACCUCUGCGGA
Messenger RNA from Peromyscus eremicus (cactus mouse), 3826 nucleotides. It is a transcript of the gene Ttyh3, whose product is annotated as tweety family member 3. The transcript has 14 exons. Gene Ontology annotation, cellular component: plasma membrane. Gene Ontology annotation, molecular function: intracellularly calcium-gated chloride channel activity; volume-sensitive chloride channel activity. The record is from RefSeq and is a predicted model, not a curated record. Lineage: Eukaryota; Metazoa; Chordata; Mammalia; Rodentia; Cricetidae. The coding region runs from base 189 to 1763 and encodes 524 amino acids.